Molecule: messenger RNA, 5641 nt
Organism: Closterium sp. NIES-67
Lineage: Eukaryota; Viridiplantae; Streptophyta; Zygnematophyceae; Desmidiales; Closteriaceae
Source: the annotation of a GenBank genome assembly
AGCACAACAAAUCCAUCACCAUAGCGAGCUAAGUAGCGGUUCUCACGCCGCUUCGUGUGUGGCGAUCGCGACCACGAUGGCGAAGCCGUCAGACGGAGUGGUACCUUGUAGGUAGUAGACCCGCCGCCGGCGAAUCAAGUGCAGGGACGUGGCAGCUCGCCAUUCGUCCGUCAGGAUGUCGUCGUCUUCGCGAGGCGACUCCGUCCCUUCCUGGCUGACGGACGUCUAUAAAGAUGACACAUCGGACGAGCAGUUCCAGGCGCUCCAGGAGAAGCUGGCGGAGGCGGACGCGCAGCUGCUGGCCGUCACCGCCAGAUGCGACGAGUGGAAGCGCAAGGCGCAGGAGAAGGCGCGGGAGGCAGUGCAGCUGGGCAACAAGGUGGAGGCGCUGGAGGAGCGGCUGGCGGAGCUGGACGAGGAGGACGUGCCCGCGCUGCAGAUGGAGGUGGCUCGGCUGCGGGAGGAGCUGGCGCGGUCAGAGGCUCUUCGCUUCGACCUGCACAGGCAGUUCCAGGCGCCCGACAUGUCGCCCACGGCCUCGCGCCACCCCAGCGCUGUCACCAGGGGCCCAGACGAUUUCUCUUUGGAGCGCAUGGACGAAUCAGAGGCCGACAGCUGGAUGCGGGAGCCGCCAGGGGGCUCGGGCCGGGGAGCUGUGGACCUGAUGGCCAUUGCCACUGAGGACGAGGAGGAGGAGGAUGAGGACGAGGAGGGCGCGCGAGGGAAGGGAGGAGUGGCAGGAGUUGCGGCUCUAGGGGAAGCGAACAAGCACCAUGCCUUCAGCACGGGCCCCACCAGCAGUGACGGCGGGGACAGUGGCUUCGUGCAAACGCUCCUAGAUAUGGGCGAGGCCUCCUCCUACGUCUUCCGCUCCCCCGCACCUGAGUCAGCCCUGCAGCAGCAGAAGGAGCAAGACGGCCAAGGGGGGUCGAGACAGCAAGAGCAGCAGGGGGGGCAGGAGGGGCAGGGGGGGCAGGGGGAGCAGCAGCGGCAAGGGGUGGGGAAGGAGAAGGAGGAGGGUGAUAGCAGGAGAAAUUCGACGGGGAGUAAUGUGUCGGGGGGGUAUGCUUCUGCAAUGGCUAAGUUAGUGGAGGAACUUCAGGAGUCAGAAGCGAGGAGGAAAGAGGUGGAGGGGGAAUUGGAGAGAGUGAGGGAGGAGGUGGGGAGGAUGGGGAGGGAGUUGGCGGAAGUGAGGGGGAGAGAGGGGAGGGAGGAGGAGUGGAAGGAGGAGCGGAAGGUGAUGCAGGGGAAGAUUCUGGAGGCUGAAGCUGCUCUGAGGGAAACUAAUGCUGCAAGGGCGGAGCAGGAAGAGCGGGUGCGGGUGCUGGAGGUGCGGCUGAGGGCAGCAGAGGAGGACGGGCAUGUGCUUAAGAGCGCGAUGCAGGAGAUGAGCGCCGGCACGCACGGAGAGAGCCAGACGCUCAGCAUCCUGCAGGGGCAGGUCUCUGCGUUGCAGACCCAGCUGGUGAGGGAGAGGGAGAGAGCAGCGGAAGAGGCGGAGGAGCUGACUCAGGAGAUGGCGGAGCUGCGGUUCCAGCUGAUGGAGCAGGUGGACGCGGAGAGGGGGCUUCGUGCCGAGACAGAGGCGGCUUCCCUGCGACGCGUGCAGGAGCUGGAAGCCAUGGCUCUAGCCGCCAAUGACGCCAAGCUUCAGGCAAUGGCUGCUAAGGCAGACGCAGAGAGGAAGAUAGAGGCGAAGGAGCUGGCUCUUAUGCAGAGAAUCGAAGCAGCUGACAAGAGGGAUAAGAAGGUGGGGGAGAUGGAGAGGGCAAUGGAGGAGAAGAGGAAGGAGGUGGAGGAGAAGGGGAGGGAGGCUGAGGAGGAGAGGAGGAGAGCGGAGAAGGAACGGGCUGAGGGGGAGGAGAGAGUGAGGGAGAUGGAGGGGAGAGUGAGGGAGGCGGAAGGGAGAGUGAAGGAUGCGGAAGGGGGUGUGCGGGACGCAGAGGGGCGUAGGGAGGCGGCAGAGAAGCAAGCUGCUAGGAUGGAAGAGCAAGUGAGGGAGUGGGAGGAGAGAGUGAAGGGGUUGGAGAGAGAGAAGAAAGAGGCGGAAGGGGCUUUGGAUGAGGCGGAGGACAGAGCAGCGGAUAUAGAGGGGCAGUUCCUGGUGAUGCAGAGUAGAGUGAGAGAUUUGGAAGGGAAGCUGAGGCAGCAGAGUGCUGAGGCAGAGGCAGCUUGUGAGGAAUUGAGGGAGGAGGAGAAGGAGGGGAGGAUCCAGGAGUUGGAGUCGGAGGUUAUGAGGGGUAGGAGGAGGUUGGAAGAGAUGGAGUUGGAAACUAAGGGAGUGAAGGAGGUGGGGGAGAGUGCGAAGAGGAGGUGGGAGGAGAGUGCGGCAGAGAUACAGAGGAAGGAGAGGGAGAGGGAGGAGGAGGCGAGGAGAGUGAGGGAGUUGGAGGAGAGAGUGAGGGAGGGGGAAGAGAGAGUGAGGGAGAUGGGAGAAAGGGUGAGAGAAGGGGAGGAGAGGGUGAGGGAAAUGCAAGAAAAGGUGAGGGAGGGGGAGGAGAGAGUGAGUGAGUUGGAAGGGAAGCUUAGAGAAGCUAAUGAGAAUGCAGUAGAAGCAGAGGCGAAGGUGGCUAAAGCAGAGGAGAGGGAAGCAGAGAGUAAAAAGGCAUUGGAGGAGAUGGAAAAAGAGGUCGCGAGAGUGAGGGAACUAGAGGAGGAGGCAAGGAAGUGGGUCCAGGAGGUAGAGGGGGAAUGCAAGAGGCGUACAGAGGAGGUGGAAGAGGAGAUGAGGAGGAAAGUGGAAGAGCUAGAGGGGAAGCUUAAGGAGAGUGGGAGUGUGGCAGGGAGUGUUGAGGAGAAGAAUCAGAGAGUGGUGGAGUUAGAGAAGGAGAUAGAAGAGGCGGAGAAAUUGGUUAAGGACUUGGAAGAGGCUGUGGAUGAAGGGAAGGUCAAGGUGAAGGCGUUGGAGGGGCAGGUUGAGGAGAGAGAGAGAGUGAUAAAGGAGCUUGAGAGAGGGGUGGAGGAUGGGAUGAGGAAGAUAGUGCGACAGGUGGAGGAGAGAGAGAGGAUGAUGGACGAGAUAAAGAAGAAGUUAGAGGAGAGGGAUAGGGUGAUAGGGGAUUUGCAACGGGUGGUUGAGGAGAGGGAAAGAGAGUUGGAUUUACAGAGGAAUCAGAAGUUACCGGAGUUGGUGGCUGAGUGGAAAGAGAGAGUGAGGGAGGCGGAGGAGAGGGUGGAGGGGGAGAAGGACCGGGCCAAAGCUGCCGAAGCUGAGGCGAAGGCUCGGUGGGAGGAGGAACGGCGGUCGUGGAAGAGGAGAGUGGAGGAGGCGGAGAAGCACUUGCUGGAGGCUCGGGAGGAGGUUCGGGUGGCGCAGCAGGAGGUUCGGGAGAAGGUCGGGGAGCUGGAGGAAGUUACCAGGAAGCUUGCGGAGGAGGUUCGGCAGAAAGUGGAAAGAGAGAAGAAGGUUAUUGAAUUGGAAAAGAGGGUGGAUGAGAAAGCGAAAAAGGUUGGGGAGAUGGAGGGGAAAUAUUUAAGCAAAGUGGAUGAGUUGAAAGCGCAGGAGGAACAGUGGAGGGGCGUAGAGGGGGGGCUUAAAACGAGGAUAGGAGUGCUUGAGGGGGAAGUGGGGGAGAUGAGGAGGAGAGUGGAGGAGGAGGAGGGGAAGAGGGGGGAGGCUGAGGGGAGGAUUGCGGAUCUGGAGGAGAGGAGGAAGGAGCUUGAGAGGAGAGAGGAGGGGUUGAGAGAGAGAGUGAGGGAGGUGGAAAAGGAGGUCGAGGGAGUAAAGGGAGUGAGGGAUAGUUUGCAGAAGCAGCUUCAGGAGGCGGAAGAGAGAGAGGGGGCGAGUGAGAAGCGAGUGUGCGGCUUAAUUGAGAAACUAGAGGUUAAGGAAGGGGUGCUAAUGGGUUUGAGGGAGACGUUGGAGGAGAAGAGGAGGGAGAUUGAGGAGAGGAGGAGGGAGGUGGAGGGAGUGAGGGAGGAGGUGAGGCGAGUGAGGGGGGAGAGGGAGGAGGAGGAGAAGGGGAGGGUGAAGGCAGAGGGGGAGAGGGAGGAAGUGAGGAAGAAGCUUCAGAGUGUGGAAGGGGACCUUCAAGCAACCAGAGCUAAGGUCCGCGACCUGUCAGCAGCGAGGGAUCGGCUGGAGAGGGAGGGGGAGGACGUGAGGCGAAGCCUGCACGACGCAGUGGCUGCCAGUGCGAAGCUGGCUGCAGCUCUGGAUAAGACGGAGGGCAAACUGGUGGCGCUGGAGGAGAGGAGUGCGGAGGAGAGGAAGCAGAUGGAAGCCUCGCACAAGGAGCAAGUUGAGAAGCUUCAAGAGCAGCUGCAGGCGUCCCAAGCAGCAGCAGAGAGCGCGUCCAGGCGGCACCAGGAGGCGGCGGGCGAGCUGAGGGGAGCGCUGAAGGAGCUCGAUCGGCUGGAGGGGCUGCUGGGCAGCACUCAGGGGAUGCUGGCAGAGACUAGGGGGCUGCUGGGGGAGACUGAGAGACGGUUGGAGGAGACUAAGGGGCGGCUGGGGGAGACGGAGAAGCAGUUGGAAGAGACGAAGGAGCAGUUGGAGGGGACGCAGGGGAUGCUGGAGGAGACUGAGGGGGAGCUGACCCGGACAGAGGAUGAGUUGAAGACAACCAAUGAGAGCCUGGCAACUGUCAGGGAAGAGAAGCAGCAGGUGGAAGCCAGGCUGGCAGAUACAGAGAGGCGGAGGCAGGAACUUUCAGAGAAGGUUCGCAUGCUGGAGCAUGACCUGGCGGAGCGGCGCGCUGAGCUGGUGCUGGCGAAUCAGGAGCUGGCGGUGCGGGCGGGGCAGAUUGCAGAGCUGACGUCACAGCUGAAUAUUGCCACUAUUGCAGUGAAGGAGGGCCGGGACCGCAUCCGCAUGCUGGAGGUGGUGCUGACAGUGAAGGAGGACGAGCUGAAGAAGCUGGAGCAGCAGAGCAUUGAGGCGAACGAGCAGGCCAAGAUGCUGAUCGCUGCCAGAGAGGCCCAGAUCGCUCAGCUCGCAGCGUCACUACGAGCAGAGACCGCCAACCUAGAGGAGGCCACAAGCAGAAUCGAGGGCCUGGAAGGAGAAAAGCAGCUGCUGGAAGUGGCGCUACUAGAGGCACAGGGGCAGGUGGAGGCGACGGAGAGGGAGAGAGACGACGCGCGUGCAGACGCUGCUAAGAGGAGGGCGGGUUGGGCGAUUCCCACCCCGGGCCCGAACAACCUCAAGCCAUCUGCCAUCAAGGCGCGACAGAAGCCAUGAGAUACCUACCGGUAUCUGGCAGCAGCAAAUAGAUGGGAGUUUUUGAGUCGACUCAAAAAUCAAGGCGCGGCAGAAGCCGCGAGAUACCGGUAUCUGGCAGCAGCGAGUAGAUGGGAUGGGAGUUGGCGGUUGUUGGGAGUGCGCGACAGAAGCCACGAGAUGUUAUUAUAAAUAUUAAGGGUUGGACUGGAUGGAGUGGGUGGGUCUGCAUGAUGCGGUAUAGCCACCCACCCACCCCACCCAAGCACGACGGGGACGAGGAGCGAGAUUGGCUGCCCCCACCCGGGGGACAAAUACGGUAGCAUCAAGCCGUGUCCCUUUGCCAGAGCUACAGUGUCGAGUUGAGGCAUUUGAUGGAGUGAGGCUGAUGUGAGUGAGUUGAAGUGAGAUUACGGUACUAUUGCUGUUCAAGUUGGAGUGAGCCACCGAAAGAACAGCACAUAUGCAGGUUUAUUAUUA